Capsicum annuum is the source of this 2201-nucleotide messenger RNA. RefSeq lists its product as uncharacterized. NCBI's taxonomy places the organism in Eukaryota, Viridiplantae, Streptophyta, Magnoliopsida, Solanales, Solanaceae. The record is from RefSeq and is a predicted model, not a curated record. The coding region runs from base 576 to 1739 and encodes 387 amino acids. The transcript is spliced from 5 exons.
AUACACAAAACAGCAGUCGAGUGUAUCUCAAAUAUACAUGAUAAAUUGCGUGUAUCCUCCAAUCAUCAACCCUCCUUCCCAUUUUUCCGGUGAAUCCCAAUCACUGCUCCACCACCCUCCACCUCUAUUCUCUACCUCUCCGUCGUCCAAGCACCCUGAUAGGAUCUGAAUCUCCACUAUCCAACAUAGCCACAUUUUUUCCUUUCCCCAUCAUUGUCACGACGCCGAAAAUCCAACCACCACCCUCCUCGUCUCCAACUAAGUCACCGUCAUUUUUGAAUCUGUCUGAUCUGGAUUUGUCGAAAGAAAUCAAGAGCGAGAAUGAGGUGAGGCGGCAUUAGGGUUGGGUGGUGUUCGGUGGGUACGACGGUACUAAAUACACAUUUUCAGAUACACGCAUCAUAUACACAGGCCUAAGAUAUAUGUGACCUCGGGGCCUUUCAGUAAUUUACCAAAGCAAAACAUUUUCCUCCUGUUUCUUAUAAAACCACCUUCGCGAAUUAUCGUUCUUCACAUUUUGGUCUGGGAAAAACCUUAAACGACAACAACUUUGUGAACAGUUCAAGGAAAACACAAUGGAUGCAAACGAGAGAUUAAUAGGUUUGGAAAAGGAAUAUGCGGAUGAAGUCUUGAACACAAAGAAGGAUGCAACGGUGAGGAUUAUGGCGUCGGAACAGAAAGCUCAAUAUUUGCAGCAGGAGCUUCAAGUGGUGAAAGAAAAGGGGCUAUUGACACUGAUGAAGCUCAAAGAGAUGAUGGAUUCUAAGAUUAUUGAAGCAGAGUUGACAUCGUUGAGCCAACAGAGGAAGAUUGAAGAACUUGAGGCUCAACUUGAGGAAGCAGAAGAUAUUGCAAGUGAACUCAGGGUUGAGUUGAGAGAAAUUCAAGCUGAAUUUGAGAGAAUCGGCAACAAAGAGAAAGAAGAAAAGCAAUCACAGCAUGUUGAUACUACUAAUCCUGUAGAACUAACAAAGGAGAACACAGCUGUAUUGCCUCCAGAAUCUCAGGAUGCUUCUGUGACAACUUCUAAUAUGGAAGUCGACAGUAUGAACCAGAAAAUUGAGGGUCACCAUUCUUUUCCUAUAAAAGUUAACGCAGGGAAUUGUUAUGUUGCUACUUCGGAUUUACCCUCUAUAGGUUUGAGAGGCAAAGCGCUAGAGUUGUACCAAGAUGGACAUACACUGAGAAUUCAUGUUGCUGAAGGAAAUCCAUCGGAUAGGGAAAUCAUUCAUAACGAAACAUUUCCCGAACAUUCUUCAACGAUGGAAAACAUGCCAACCACUAAUUUUCUGACAGAUGAUUCAACUGUAGCGAGAGGCAAUGCUCCUAUUGAAGAUCCUCCUGAGAUGGCCCAAGGAUUGUCCACAGGAAAAGGCGAACAAGUCAUGAAACUGGGAUAUGCAGAAAGUUCUGAUAAUAAACUGCAGUCUAUUGAGGCUUCUGGUGUUCAUUAUGAAAAAGAUGAGCACAAGCAGUUGAUUGGAAAGACGGAUCUUUCAGACGAAGAUAUUGAAAAUGUUUGCAAUCAGUUGCUCUUUAUAAAAAAUCUUUGUGAUCAGUUGUUAGUGUCAGAAUCAAGGGCAUCUGAUGUAAACAAUAGAGUCCCUAGCCAACCUCUAAAUGGUAGAAUGAUUAAGUACAAAUACCAAAGAAAGAGGAGAAGAGAAUUUCUGAGUGUAUCUGAUGAGAAAGCUUCAAUUUCAAAGAGCUCUUCAAAGAGUAAGAAUUUGACUAGAUAGCCUUCUCGAGACACAGCUACUGAUGCCUUUGGCUAAGAAGUGCCAAUGAAAUUGAGUGCGCCGUAUUUUCUUUGCCAGAAAACGAGGAAUGUCUUGUGUCUGCUAUCUUUGAGAUCCACCUUUUUGGAUACCAUGUCAUUAAGGAUGGAGGUUUACGAGUAAGAUGCACUAUCUGAUUGAUAGCUUGCCGGCAUGAUCUUCAGCAGAGACAGAUCUAGUCUUAGAGCACUGGAUUCACGUGAAUCUAGUAAUUUUUGCCCAAACCAUGUAUUUGUGUUAAGAAAUUCACUAAUGAGUUCAGUGUUUAUUGUAUAUUAACUUGAGAUCGUUGUAGGAACUUAUAAACUUCAAGUUCUGGAUCUGCCUCUGUUAUCCAGUAGGUAAAUCGUUAUUUGUAUUGUUUGGAUCCUGCACUUGUACAGUAUGUAGCUUUCAAACUUAAUUAUGUUCAUCUUUCCCGUU